This is a messenger RNA of Guillardia theta CCMP2712, 1204 nucleotides long. RefSeq lists its product as hypothetical. The transcript has 8 exons. Bases 1 to 1152 code for a protein of 383 amino acids. Lineage: Eukaryota; Cryptophyceae; Pyrenomonadales; Geminigeraceae. The record is from RefSeq and is a predicted model, not a curated record. Gene Ontology annotation, molecular function: protein-containing complex binding.
AUGCCGACCUCGGAAGGUCUCAAGGAGAGUGUGGAGAAGCUCUGCGUCAACUGCGACGACAAUGACUUCGGGUGGUCGGGGACAUGGCUUCUGCCGAAGAGAUUGUUCAGAGGAUGCAACCUUGAGGGGCUCCAAGCCGUUGCCAAGAGGCUGCAGCCGGUCUCCUUCAAGGACUCCGACGUUGUCUUCAGAGCAGGCGAGUUCCUUUCAGCGAUGACGGGAAAAGCAUGUACUUUGUCAACUCAGGGUUGUUUCUUCGGGGAGGUGGGGAUGAUGUUGUGCGAGAAGCGAACAGCCGAUGUGCUGGCGGCGGGAGACUGCGAGCUGUUGGAGCUCCACGUUGACAGCUUCUUCGAGGUCGCAUCUGAGUUCCCCGCCAUCGCCAACUCUCUCAGGGUCCAACUAGGCAACGUGGGGUCAGCGAGGAUCAAGAAGGCGUCGACUACCAUGAGGAUGGUCAUCAGCGGGGAUUACCACCCCUGUGCGCUGAAACAGCGGGAAAUCCCGUCCAUCACGGGCUCGCCGGAAGGAAGCGAGAGGGUAAAGAAGUGGAAUGAGGACAUGCUGCGGCACGAGAGGGAUAGAAUGCAAGCCGCCAUCGUGAAAGUUCUUCCCGUUGGCAGCAACCUCAAGUCCAUGAUCCAGUCCUUCGAAGUCGCUGAGAAACUCAUGCAAGACCCCGUCCGCUACGUACAAGGCAGGUUGAAGUUGGAGGACCACUUCGUCCGUGCCCUCUCUUUGCAGCCUUGGCUGGAGAACGCGCCCCCCAUGGUGGUAGCUGAAGCCCUCUCAAGGUUGACCUGGAAGACGUUCAGAGCAGGUGAGCAGGUCAUGAAGGCGGAGGGCUCUAUCUCGAAGCUCUAUAUCGUCUCAUCGGGAUCAGUGCGCGUCCUCGUGGGGGGUUCCAAGGGCUGCCAGACUCGCUGCUUGACUCCCCCGCAUGCCUUCGGCGUCGCUGGUUUUUGUGCUCCUGACAGAGGACUGCGCGCGAUGGAGGCGUACGCGGUGGAGGAGAGCAAGGUGGCUGAGAUGGGUUCGGAGGCGAUCGUCAUGCUGUGCGAUCUCUUCCCGGAGCUAUGGAGCAACAUCGGCAGGCUGAGACUGAUCUACCGGGCCAUCCCUAGAGUAGUCAAGUCAUCCCGAGGGAGCUAGGUUCGGUCAACCACCCUGUAUUUGUACACAAUAACAUCUCAAGAUCUCUAUC